GGCCAGGAGGACAAUGAACCCCUUACAAUGCUCUGGUUGCUAUUGUGCCCGGUGGCAGAGCCGGACAAAGGGAGCUUGUGUAGGCUCAGCUUCCUCCUCCAGCUUUAAGCUGCGUUGGGAAUGUAGGGAGGCAGUCUCCCGUGGACACGAGAACCUCUGAGCAUCCAGACCCGAGCGUUGGGGGUGGGCUUCAAAGAGUCCUGUGUGUGGAGUGGGCGGUGCUAGGGGCAGGACUUUACGGCUGCCAGGCAGCGCUUCCUGCUCGAAAGAGCACUUUGGGGUCAUAGGGCGGGCACAGGGAAGUCCUCUAAACUUCCCAGCCUCUUCUCUGAGAGAGUUGAAGCCCUAGGGCCACGCCUGAGAACAGACCUAAAGGGGUAGUGUUCACAGACCUCUCCCAUUUCCCCGGGACUAGUGACAUCUAGGAAGCCAAUGGGGGAACUGCGCCUCACCCUUCCUUCCUGUUUGCUUUCCUUCCCCAUAGCCGGUUACUGAUGGCCUGUUUGGGCUUCCAUAGGCUGCGUCUAGUCUCUGAGCUCCCGUAGGUCUGCAGCUGGGCUGAGGGUGUACCACAGCCAUGGCUCAGCCACUGGCUUUAGUCCUCAAUGUCCCAGAGACCACCGGGGACGAAGACCUGGAGCCCAGCCCCUAUGAAGAGAGCGAAGUGCAUGACUCCUUCCACCGGCUCAUACAAGAGCAGAGUCUUCGGGUGGCCGAGGAGGGGCUGGAGCUGCUGCCCCUGGCUCCAGACAGAGGUUACCAGACCCUCCCGAGGCCUGAAGGUGCCCCCACCCACAGCACGGCCACUCUCCGCAUCUUGGCCAGCAUGCCUAGUCGCACCAUUGGUCGCAGCCGCGGGGCCAUCAUCUCCCAGUACUACAACCGCACUGUAAGGCUGCGGCGCAGGAGUAGUCGGCCCCUGCUGGGGAACAUGGUGCGCUCUGCCCGGCCCAGCCUUCGCCUGUAUGACCUGGAGCUGGACCACACCAUCUUGGAGGAGGAUGAGAAGCGGAGCCUGCUAGUGAAGGAGCUUCAGGGUCUGUCGGUGGCCCAGCGGGACCACAUGGUCCGGAACAUGCCUCUGAGCCUGGGUGAGAAGCGCUGGCUUCGAGAGAAAAGCUGGAGCCCAAAGGGAAAGCAGAGGGACCAGCAGGACCGAGGUGGGGCCUUCUCCUGCUGCAGCAGGCUCGGCUACAGCUGCAUUCUGGCUCUACACAGCCUGGGGCUGGUGCUGGUCUCAGGACUGUAUGCUGCCAGACCAUGGCGCUACGCUCUGAAGCAGAUCGGCGGCCAGUUUGGCUCCAGCGUCCUCUCCUACUUCGUCUUCCUCAAGACCUUAUUGACCUUCAAUGCGCUAAUGCUGCUGCCUUUGCUGGGCUUCCUCGUGGGUGUGCAGGCUGCCUUCCCGCCCAACCCAACAGACCCGGUCCCUACCUGCUCUGGUCUAGAACUCCUCACAGGCAGGGGCUGUUUCAUACACACCGUCAUGUACUACGGCUACUACAGUAACAGCACGCUGAGCCAGUCAUGUGACUCCUCACGGGACAGUGGCCGGUGCAGCCCCAGGUUGGGCAGCUUGCCCUAUAACAUGCCGCUGGCCUACCUCUUCACGAUGGGGGCUGCCUUCUUCAUUACCUGUAUCACUCUGGUAUACAGCAUGUCCCACUCCUUCGGGGAAAGCUACCGGGUUGGCAGCACCAAAGGCAUCCAUGCUAUUACGGUCUUCUGCUCCUGGGACUACAAGGUGACUCAGAAGCGGGCCUCCCGUGUCCAGCAGGACAGCAUCUGCACCCAGCUGAAGGAGCUGCUGGCUGAGUGGCAACUGCAGAAGCACCCCCGGAGUGCAUGCGGGCAGCUGUGGCAGGCUGUCAUGCUAGCUCUGGGAGGGCUGCUGUGUCUGGGCACCACGGUGGGCUGUGCAGCGGCUGUCCUCACCUUCUCAGAGGUCAUGAUGCAGAGACCCACUGAUGGCGGCCAGGGGGUGGAGCUGCUGGCCCUGCCACUGGUGGUCAGUGUCCUUAAUCUGGGUGCCUCCUACCUGUUCUGUGGCCUGGCCACUCUGGAGCGGCAUGACUCCCCCGUGUUGGAGGUAUAUAUGGCCAUCUGCAGGAGUCUCAUCCUGAAGACGGCUGUCCUGGGCGUGCUCUGCUAUCACUGGCUGGGCCGCAGGGUGGCUACACUGCAGGACGGAUGCUGGGAGGACUUUGUGGGCCAGGAGCUGUACCGCUUCCUGGUCGUGGAUUUCAUCUUCACGCUCUUGGACUCCCUUUUCGGGGAGUUGGUGUGGAGGCUCAUCUCCGAGAAGAAGCUCAAGAGGAGGCAGAAGCCCGAGUUUGAUAUUGCUAGGAAUGUUCUGGACCUGAUUUACGGGCAGACGCUGACCUGGCUGGGUGUCCUGUUCUCACCGCUCCUGCCCGCAGUGCAGAUACUCCGGCUGCUGUUCCUUUUCUAUGUCAAAAAGGCAAGCCUGAUGGCCAACUGCCAGGCACCUCGCAGGCCCUGGCUGGCAUCACACAUGAGCACCGUCUUCCUCACCCUGCUCUGCUUCCCAUCGUUCCUGGGCGCAGCUGUUUUUCUCUGCUAUGCUGUUUGGCAGGUGAAGCCCUCAAGCACUUGUGGCCCCUUCCGAACUCUGAAUACCAUGUAUGAGGCAGGCACGGUCUGGGUGCGUCGUCUGGAGCGUGCUGGCUCCAGGGGCUCCUGGCUGCCCUGGCUGCACCACUUCCUGGUGGAGAAUACCUUCUUCCUUUUCCUGGUGUCGGCCCUGCUGCUGGCUGUCAUCUACCUCAACAUCCAGGUGGUGAAAGGGCAAAGGAAGGUCAUUUGCCUGCUCAAGGAACAGAUCCGGAAUGAGGGAGAGGACAAGAUCUUCCUGAUCAACAAGCUUCACUCUGUUUACGAGGGGGAGCAGAGCAGGCCUGGCAGAACCGAGGAGGCCACCACAUCAUCUGCCCAGUUUGUGGAUGGAGGGGACAGUCACCAUGACCCUGCAGGCAGAGACUUGGACCUGAAGUCCCUAUAGGACACAGCACUAGAGUAACUUUCCUUGUCACCAACUCCUUGAGGUGAUGGCGGAGCAAGGAUGUGGGGCUACUCCAAGGACUCUGUCCUACCUGGGACUCCCUUCCCCUAGGUUCUUCAAUUUAUUUAUUUUGAAGACAGGAUCUAUCAACACAGCCUUGGCUGUCCUGAGUUCACUAUGUAGACCAGGCUGGCCUUGAUCUGCCUGCCAAGUACUGGAAUCAAAGGCAUGUGCCACCACACCUGGCUUUACCCAACUUUUUAUUAUUCUAAUUAAAUGGGUUUUGAAAUCUG
Molecule: messenger RNA, 3315 nt
Organism: Myodes glareolus (Bank vole)
Lineage: Eukaryota; Metazoa; Chordata; Mammalia; Rodentia; Cricetidae
Gene: Tmc6
Product: transmembrane channel like 6
Cellular component (GO): plasma membrane
Molecular function (GO): mechanosensitive monoatomic ion channel activity
Source: RefSeq, a predicted model, not a curated record